UGAGGACGUAGCACAGAGAGCUUCAUCCACUUCAGGCUAUUGACACAGUACAGGGUUGUUGACCUUGUUUAUUUUAUUUUUAACAUAUUAAAAAUGGAAGGGAAUAUUUGCAACAUCCAGGUGCUUCUUCGAGCCGCAGAGUUUGUGGAGAGAAGAGAGAGAGAGGCAGAACAUGGCUAUGCUUCCGUACUGCCUCUCAGCCCAGGUCUGUCUGAUAAGAGAAGCAAACAGAAGAGCAAGAAGAUAUCUGCUGGUGGCAAUAGGUCUGUUCACAAUGAGCUGGAGAAAAACAGACGAGCUCAGCUAAGGCACUGCCUGGAGCAGCUCAAGAAGCAAGUUCCUCUGUCAUCUGACUCAAUGAGAAACACCACCCUCAACCUGCUGAGACGAGCCCAGCUUCACAUAAAGAAGCUGCAGGAGCAGGAUGAGCGUGCGGAGCAGGUGAAGGGUCGUCUGCGCUGGGAGCAGAGGGAGCUGAGGGUGCGGCUGGAGCAGCUGCAGAGAGGAACGGAGAGGAUGAGGAAUGAUAGUCAGGGAUCUACCAUGUCCUCUGAGAGAUCAGACUCUGACAGAGAGGAUGUGGAGGUUGAUGUCGAAAGCAUCGUGUUUGACUGUGUGGACUCUGAAGGACUGAACAUGACACACUCUGGUGCAGACCACUGUUACUCCAGCUUGGACAAAGCCUGGCUAUGACAGGCCUGAACACACAACACGGUACCUCGGUUUAUAUCAGGAGGAGGAGAAAACAUUCCAAAAACAAACAAAUGGAGGACGAGGGAGAAUGGAGGAAGAAGUUACUGUACAAUUGAUUUCUAAUAUUGACAGAAGGAACACAUUUUGGUGUUUUGAUUUUUUUUUUUUUUUACAAUCUGACUACAAGCUAAAGGAUGCUGGUGAUGAAUGAGCUGUGUCCAUUUGCACUGAAUAGCAGUUAAAAUCACUGGGCUGGGUUGGAUGUAACAUUACAAAUAGACAGUAAAUUUUCUGGCAUUAACUAAGCCAUAAAGUCUGUUACUGAUUCAUCAGAUUUUUACCUUCAAGGGCUUUUUAUUCCAAACUUUUAACUUAUUCUUUCCUACAACGUUCUGAAUUCUGCCUUAAAAUCAGGUCUGGUCUAAUAUUCUUUAUACCUUUUCUUCAGCACUAAACUCAUUUUUCAGUAAUGUCUUGUGUAGCAUGCACUUAAUCAGAGCUGUGUUUUAUAUUCAUGUCUAAUAAUGUAAGCUCAGACAUGUUUUUUUUUUCUCUCUUCUGUUGCACAAACUGUCCAUACGUUGCACUUGUUUUGUUUCAUCGUGGGUUAUAUGCAUAUAUCAACAGGAAAACUGAACGCAAAUUAACUGGUCACAUUUGCACAUUUAUCGAUGGCAAAUAAGUAAAUGCCAAAUAUCACUUUGGUGUAUUUGUAAACUGUUGAGUGUGUAAUGAAGUGCAAGGAUUUCGAUGCCUUAAAGACAUUGUGAGAGCAUUAUUGGGGCUACUUUCAACAUAAUGGGUCACGGUUUUACACACUUCUAACAUGAACUCAGAUGUUUGUUAGAAAACGUCAAAGGAAAUAAAAAUUAUGCAUGCAACAUCACCAGGCAGGUAAAAUCUACUUGUAAAGAUUAUGCAAUGUAUGCUGUAUUACAAGUAUGUAUCUUAUUCAUUGCUAUGUAUUUAAUAACUGAAGGUGUACAGUCUGCCUUCACUUGUGUAUAUGCAAGAUGCCUUAUUUACCAUGUUAUCGUAUGUAUGCAUUCAUCUGUCUCUCCGCCCAGUAAUAUUAUGUAGCAAUUUUGUACUGGUGUAAGCUUUUUUUUUAUGAAUAAAUAUUUUCUAUAUUUAUGUGCUA
Messenger RNA from Sphaeramia orbicularis (orbiculate cardinalfish), 1834 nucleotides. It is a transcript of the gene mxd3, whose product is annotated as MAX dimerization protein 3. Gene Ontology annotation, molecular function: DNA-binding transcription factor activity, RNA polymerase II-specific; RNA polymerase II cis-regulatory region sequence-specific DNA binding; protein dimerization activity. Gene Ontology annotation, biological process: regulation of transcription by RNA polymerase II. The record is from RefSeq and is a predicted model, not a curated record. Bases 94 to 693 code for a protein of 199 amino acids. Lineage: Eukaryota; Metazoa; Chordata; Actinopteri; Kurtiformes; Apogonidae. The transcript is spliced from 6 exons.